Messenger RNA from Rattus norvegicus (Norway rat), 6253 nucleotides. NCBI's taxonomy places the organism in Eukaryota, Metazoa, Chordata, Mammalia, Rodentia, Muridae. The record is from RefSeq and is a predicted model, not a curated record.
ACUUCGCACUUUCCUUGAGAUUAUUACUGUAGCAUUUCCCACAUCUGCUGCUGUAGAGGCCAGAGAGAACAGAAUCAGCCCCUAAAGCUUUGCCCAAGCUCCGGCCUCGGCCACGCGCGCAGCGUCCCCGCCGCGCAGUCACCUGAGUGGCCAGUGCCCCGCAGCGUCGCGCCCGCGCACGGGUGGCCCGCACCUUCUGAGCCAGCGGCACAGAGCCCAGGCAUCCCUGCCUUACGCCACUCCAGGACACAGGUGGGACCCUCUUCCAGUCCUCAACCCUUGGCGCGGGGCCAUCCAAGGCUGUGCAGGACGCAGGACAUUCGGGGACCGGGCGGCAGACUGGGGCGGUACCUGCAGAGGGCCACGUAACUUCUCCAGGCCUCCAGCUACUUUGGAAACUGCCUGGGGCUGCGCCAUCAACCCCUUAAGUCCCGGAGGCGGAAAGAGGGUGGGUUGGCUUGAAAGACACAAGGGAAAAAUGUGUUGUAGGGCGGGUUAAGUUUCCCACCCUCUUUCCCCUUCCGAGCAAAUUAAAAGCAAAACAAAUAGAAAAGCCAGCCUUCCAGCCAACCAAAGCCCCAAGGCGAGCCCUAGUCGGAUCACUCCUUUAAAAGGAUUUGCAGUGGUGAGGAAAAAACCAGACCCGACCGAGGAAUCGUUCUGCAAAUCCAGGUGUCUAUCUCUGAAGUAAGAUGACGUGUCAGAAAUUCUAUGUGGUUUUGUUACACUGGGAAUUUCUGUAUGUGAUAACUGCACUUAACCUGGCCUAUCCAACCUCUCCCUGGAGAUUUAAGCUGUUUUGUGCGCCACCGAGUACAACUGAUGACUCCUUUCUCUCUCCUGCUGGAGUCCCAAACAAUACUUCGUCUUUGAAGGGGGCUUCUGAAGCACUUGUUGAAGCUAAAUUUAAUUCAACUGGUAUCUACGUUUCUGAGUUAUCCAAAACCAUUUUCCACUGUUGCUUUGGGAAUGAGCAAGGUCAAAACUGCUCCGCACUCACAGGCAACACUGAAGGGAAGACGCUGGCUUCAGUGGUGAAGCCUUUAGUUUUCCGCCAACUAGGUGUAAACUGGGACAUAGAGUGCUGGAUGAAAGGGGACUUGACAUUAUUCAUCUGUCAUAUGGAACCAUUACUUAAGAACCCCUUCAAGAAUUAUGACUCUAAGGUUCACCUUUUAUAUGAUCUGCCUGAAGUUAUAGAUGAUUUGCCUCUGCCCCCACUGAAAGACAGCUUUCAGACUGUCCAGUGCAACUGCAGUGUUCAGGAAUGCGAAUGUCAUGUACCAGUACCCAGAGCCAAAGUCAACUACGCUCUUCUGAUGUAUUUAGAAAUCACAUCUGCCGGUGUGAGUUUCCAGUCACCUCUAAUGUCACUGCAGCCCAUGCUUGUUGUGAAGCCCGAUCCACCGCUGGGUUUGCGUAUGGAAGUCACAGAUGAUGGUAAUUUAAAGAUUUCAUGGGACAGCCAAACAAAAGCACCAUUUCCACUUCAAUAUCAGGUGAAAUAUUUAGAGAAUUCUACAAUCGUAAGAGAGGCUGCUGAAAUCGUCUCGGAUACAUCUCUGCUGGUAGACAGCGUGCUUCCUGGGUCUUCAUACGAGGUCCAGGUGAGGAGCAAGAGACUGGAUGGCUCAGGAGUCUGGAGUGACUGGAGUUUACCUCAACUCUUUACCACACAAGAUGUCAUGUAUUUUCCACCCAAAAUUCUGACGAGUGUUGGAUCCAAUGCUUCCUUUUGCUGCAUCUACAAAAAUGAGAACCAGACUAUCUCCUCAAAACAAAUAGUUUGGUGGAUGAAUCUAGCCGAGAAGAUCCCCGAGACACAGUACAACACUGUGAGUGACCACAUUAGCAAAGUCACUUUCUCCAACCUGAAAGCCACCAGACCUCGAGGGAAGUUUACCUAUGAUGCAGUGUACUGCUGCAAUGAGCAGGCAUGCCAUCACCGCUACGCUGAAUUAUAUGUGAUCGAUGUCAAUAUCAAUAUAUCAUGUGAAACUGACGGGUACUUAACUAAAAUGACUUGCAGAUGGUCACCCAGCACAAUCCAAUCACUAGUGGGAAGCACUGUGCAGUUGAGGUAUCACAGGCGCAGCCUGUACUGUCCCGAUAAUCCAUCUAUUCGUCCUACAUCAGAGCUCAAAAACUGCGUCUUACAGACAGAUGGCUUUUAUGAAUGUGUUUUCCAGCCAAUCUUUCUAUUAUCUGGCUAUACAAUGUGGAUCAGGAUCAACCAUUCUUUAGGUUCACUUGACUCUCCACCAACGUGUGUCCUUCCUGACUCCGUAGUAAAACCACUACCUCCAUCUAAUGUAAAAGCAGAGAUUACUAUAAACACUGGAUUAUUGAAAGUAUCUUGGGAAAAGCCAGUCUUUCCAGAGAAUAACCUUCAGUUCCAGAUUCGAUAUGGCUUAAAUGGAAAAGAAAUACAAUGGAAGACACACGAGGUAUUCGAUGCAAAAUCAAAAUCGGCCAGCCUGCCAGUGUCAGAUCUCUGUGCGGUCUAUGUGGUACAGGUUCGCUGCCGGCGGUUGGAUGGACUAGGGUAUUGGAGUAAUUGGAGCAGUCCAGCCUACACUCUUGUCAUGGAUGUAAAAGUUCCUAUGAGAGGGCCUGAAUUCUGGAGAAUAAUGGAUGGGGAUAUUACUAAAAAGGAGAGAAAUGUCACCUUGCUUUGGAAGCCACUGAUGAAAAAUGACUCACUGUGUAGUGUGAGGAGGUAUGUGGUGAAGCAUCGUACUGCCCACAAUGGGACAUGGUCACAAGAUGUGGGAAAUCAGACCAAUCUCACUUUUCUGUGGGCAGAAUCAGCACACACUGUUACAGUUCUGGCCAUCAAUUCCAUCGGUGCCUCCCUUGUGAAUUUUAACCUUACGUUCUCAUGGCCCAUGAGUAAAGUGAAUGCUGUGCAGUCACUCAGUGCUUAUCCCCUGAGCAGCAGCUGCGUCAUCCUUUCCUGGACACUGUCACCUAAUGAUUAUAGUCUGUUAUAUCUGGUUAUUGAAUGGAAGAACCUUAAUGAUGAUGAUGGAAUGAAGUGGCUUAGAAUCCCUUCGAAUGUUAACAAGUAUUAUAUCCAUGAUAAUUUUAUUCCUAUCGAGAAAUAUCAGUUUAGUCUUUACCCAGUAUUUAUGGAAGGAGUUGGAAAACCAAAGAUAAUUAAUGGUUUCACCAAAGAUGAUAUCGCCAAACAGCAAAAUGAUGCAGGGCUGUAUGUCAUUGUACCGAUAAUUAUUUCCUCUUGUGUCCUGCUGCUCGGAACACUGUUAAUUUCACACCAGAGAAUGAAAAAGUUGUUUUGGGAUGAUGUUCCAAACCCCAAGAAUUGUUCCUGGGCACAAGGACUUAAUUUCCAAAAGCCUGAAACAUUUGAGCAUCUUUUUACCAAGCAUGCAGAAUCAGUGAUAUUUGGUCCUCUUCUUCUGGAGCCUGAACCAGUUUCAGAAGAAAUCAGUGUCGAUACAGCUUGGAAAAAUAAAGAUGAGAUGGUACCAGCAGCUAUGGUCUCACUUCUUUUGACCACUCCAGAUUCCACAAGGGGUUCUAUUUGUAUCAGUGACCAGUGUAACAGUGCUAACUUCUCUGGGGCUCAGAGCACCCAGGGAACCUGUGAGGAUGAGUGUCAGAGUCAACCCUCAGUUAAAUAUGCAACGCUGGUCAGCAACGUGAAACCAGUGGAAACUGAUGAAGAGCAAGGGGCUAUACAUAGUUCUGUCAGCCAGUGCAUCGCCAGGAAACAUUCCCCGCUGAGACAGUCUUUUUCUAGCAGCUCCUGGGAGAUAGAGGCCCAGGCAUUUUUCCUUUUAUCAGAUCAUCCACCCAAUGUGAUUUCACCACAACUUUCAUUCUCAGGGUUGGAUGAGCUUUUGGAACUGGAGGGAAAUUUUCCUGAAGAAAAUCACGGGGAAAAAUCUGUGUAUUAUCUAGGAGUCUCCUCAGGAAACAAAAGAGAGAAUGAUAUGCUUUUGACUGAUGAGGCAGGGGUAUUGUGCCCAUUCCCAGCUCACUGUCUGUUCAGUGACAUCAGAAUCCUCCAGGAGAGUUGUUCACACUUUGUAGAAAAUAAUUUGAAUUUAGGGACCUCUGGUAAGAACUUUGUACCUUACAUGCCCCAGUUUCAAUCCUGUUCCACUCACAGUCAUAAGAUAAUAGAAAAUAAGAUGUGUGACUUAACUGUGUAAUCUUGUCCAAAAACUUCCAGGUUCCAUUCCAGUAGAGUGUGUCAUGUAUAAUAUGUUCUUUUAUUGUUGUGGAUGUGGGAGAAAACUACCAGAGUCUAGUUUGAAAAUUAUUGUUUCUGAAUUAAGUGUGCCUAUCUUCUUUCAGUAAUUUGGACAAAGCAUUUGAGGAAUUCUUCAUGAAUCUAGUGAUGUAGAUCCACUCCUAUUGAACACACUCCCAAGAUAUUUUUGCAGAGAGGGUCUUCUGAUUCUAGCUAAAAAUAAUUUCAGGAACUAUAGUCUAUCUAAACAUCUGACCUCUGAGGAAAGAACAAAUUUCAACAUUAUAUUGGCAGCUGAAAAAAAGGCUUCAAAUUAACAUCUCUGAGACAUAGUUGUUUCAGGGGUGUAUUUGUUUUACCUUGAAUUGUCUUGUGUUGUGCAAAUUCACUUGUGCAGUGCACAGCUAAACUGAAUAGGUAUCCUUGUAUGUUUUGGAAAUAUGUGACAUGUUUGUAGUUUGUGCCUUCUGACCAUGCUAUUUGAAAUAUCACUUUAUUAUUGGCUUUUUUAUUUACAUUUCAAAUGUUAUCCCCUUUAUCACUCCAUUAAAUGUUGAAUUUAAGGGGAGAAUUGAACUUAGGUCAAGAAGUACUCUUUUGAAGAGGAAUAGGUUAACUAAUCCUUUUACAGUUUUAUCACCAGCACUUUGCAGUAUGAACAGCUCCAAGACUUGUCAGGCUUUACCUCUCUAUUACACUGAAGUGAUGACUUCCGGACAGAUUGACACAUGUUACUCCUUACUAUUCAAGAAUCAUCAUCACUCCCAAUCUACAGUGGGAUUCACAACCACUGUACUUCACAACUUGUGUACAUUAACUUGAUUACAGCAAUAAUUGCACAAGGUACAUGCUAUAUAUUCUCACUGUAUUAUUGAUAUUAUGAAUGAGGCGAUUACAUCAUUUGCCCAAAAGUUCCAGAUUUAGUGGUUGAUGGAAGCAGAAUUCAGAUUUAACUCACAUCUUUUUAAUGGUUCUAUCAAAUUUUAAUCUAAAUAUUACAUCGCCAUCCUUAAAAACAAACCAACUGAUGCUAUCAAAGAAGACCUAAUACAAGGAAGCACAGUGAUACAUGAAUGAUUGGGACCUGGUGUUGGACUUCAAAAUGAGUUUGGGGAUGUAUUAUUCAUUUCAGUGUUUGAUAUGGCAAGCUGAUUCAAUGACAGCCUGAAAAAUAAGAAAUUCAAAACUCCCUUAUACUCAGAAGUUCAAUGGCUAGAAGAAUUCCAAUAAUAUCAGAAUCAUCAAUGUGAGUACAUCAGUGCUGAAACCUAUGCUUAUGUAUUGCCAAGCAUCAUCAGCAUUCUUACUAACCUGACACUGGCUUGCUGAUUUUACCAUUAACCUAAGUAAAUCCUGCCAUUGGCUCUCUAGUCCAAUUUUAGCUUUAUGGAUGAAGUGUUCUAUGUGAUGAGAGAGAUCCCUGACACUAGUCAGAUUUGUUUUCAGACUUCAUGUUCAUUUGAUGUUCAGAAGUCAGCAAAGCUCUCAUAUGUCCUGAGUCAGUAAGAUGUCUCACGGUCCCCACACAAGCUGACACCUGCUUUGUCAUGAGAAGGCAGUGGGCUGAAGACCACUAGUUGGUGUUCUACUUUAAGAUAUGUUUUUGUUUCUGUUGGUAUUCACUAACAAAUUAUUACAUGUUGAAGUUGACCUAUCACAUUUAAUAUUUGCUUAUUGGGUAGAGUAUCAAUUGAAGUCUGUAAAUCUCUCAGUAUAGGAGAGAUGGAAAAUUUGAAAUUGCCCCAGUCCGUGUGUAAUUGGGGAUUAACCUUUAGCAUGUCAACUGUAUAAGCAUUGGCUUGGGCUUUGGGGCCCAGAACAAUGGGCAAGACAAACCAAUGGCUAUUUUAGUCAGUUCAUGGGUACAUCUAGUAUGGGAGCUACAGUGAAUUCACAGGACAAGAGUUAUUGUUAUGCUGCAGGUUUGAGCUAGAGUAAUCUAGAGACAGCAUAUUGGUCUGAGCUCAAUGAUACUGUGCACAUGUUUGGUUCUAUUUAAAAAAAAAACAAAUCAAAAAAAAAAAAACAAAA